AUGGCACUGAGGGCGUGCGGAUUAAUCGUCUUCCGGAGGGUUCCGCCAGCGAACAAUAUCGAAUUCCUCUUAUUGCAGACUUCCUAUGGGAAACAUCACUGGACUCCACCCAAAGGCCACGUGGACCCCGGAGAGGAUGACAUGACUACGGCUUUGCGGGAAACCGAAGAAGAGGCGGGGCUACACCCCGGCCAGUUCAGCGUGGUGGAUGGAUUUCGGCAGGAAUUAAAUUACAAUGUCAAGGGCAAAGCGAAGACUGUCAUCUACUGGCUGGCGGAGCUCAGAGACCCCGGCGCACGGGUGAGACUGUCCAAUGAGCACCAAGACUUCCGCUGGCUGCCGCUACGAGAGGCCUGUGAAUACGCAGGGUACCAGGAUAUGCAGAAAACACUGAACGACGCCUCGCAGUUCCUGCAGGGGGACCUCAGACAAGGAGCCAGCCUCCAGUAA
Molecule: messenger RNA, 450 nt
Organism: Staurois parvus
Lineage: Eukaryota; Metazoa; Chordata; Amphibia; Anura; Ranidae
Source: the annotation of a GenBank genome assembly